GAUCUCUCAGGCAGGCAUCGCUGUGCACAAUCUCCAGCCCUCCGCCAGCUGCAGCUAAUGAGUCUUUGUGUGGCUCGAGCAAAUGAUAGAGAGUGUUCGGUCUGUUUUAGACCGGAGCGUAUGCUAACAGCAGUGGAGACCCGGGUUUACCUCUCUCGCCCUGGUCUCCUCUUGAGUCCAAGUGCAAUGGAGGGCCUUCAUUCAGACCGUCUCAUCUGACUCUGAACAGCGUGAGGGAGGAGAGAAAAGCAGCAGCGGUCGCAGCCUGACGGCAGCCAUGAGUGGAAUUCUGAAGAGGAAGUUUGAGGAGGUGGAGGGGGCGUCGCCCUGCUCCUCACUGAGGGAGUCUGAGGAGGAGGAGAUAUCCAGCACUGAGAGCGGAGACAGCAGCGACAGCGUCAACCCGUCAGCGUCACACUUCAGCCAUUCUUCAUCAGCAUCAUCCUCAUCAUCAACACACGCACUGCAGCGGACAGCAUCCUCGAUACUGAAACGGGAGAAGCGGAUGAGGACGAGGAGGGUUCACUUUGAGAAGGUGACUGUGUAUUACUUCAGCCGGAGGCAGGGAUUUACCAGCGUGCCCAGUCAGGGUGGCAGUACGCUGGGCAUGUCCAGCAGACACAGCUGCGUGCGGCAGUACACGCUGGGAGAAUUCGCCAUGGAGCAGGAGAAAAUCCACAGAGACAUGCUCCGAGAUCACUUGAAAGAGGAGAAACUCAACUCUAUUCGUCUGCGGUUGAUGAAGAACGGCUCGAUGGAGUCCGAGGAGGCCAAUGCUCUCACGCUGGAUGACAUCUCUGACGAUGACCUGGACAUUGAUAACACAGAGGUGGAUGAAUACUUUUUCCUUCAGCCACUCACAACUAAGAAGCGGCGUGCUCUCCUGCGCUCAUCUGGGGUCAAGAAGAUCGAUGUGGAAGAGAAACAUGAGCUACGAGCCAUCAGGGUGUCCAGGGAAGACUGUGGCUGUGACUGCAGACUCUUCUGUGACCCGGAGACCUGUGCAUGCAGCCUCGCUGGCAUCAAGUGUCAGGUAGACCGCAUGUCAUUCCCGUGCGGUUGCACAAAAGAGGGCUGCAGCAACGCAGCCGGCAGGAUCGAAUUUAACCCCAUCCGAGUUCGGACUCACUUCCUGCACACCAUCAUGAAGCUGGAACUCGAGAAGAGCCGCGAGCAGCAGCAGAAUUCCGGCUCCAUCGCUCCGAACGGCAACGGUUUCCAUGGAGACCCGAACAGUCACUGCAGCCCCCUGAUGACGGGCCAGCAUGCGCUGGAAUACGCAAUCCCGGAUACAGCACCGCAAACCAACAUCAUGCACCUGCAGGCUGGCGACGACAUGGACGACACAUUGGAUGACGAGGAGGAAGAAGACGACGAAGAUGAAGAAGAUGAGGAAGAGGAUGAAGAUGAUGAAGAAGACGAGAAUGAAGAGGACGAGGACGAGAGCAGCAGUCUGUGCAGUCUAUCCGACUCCAGCACACAGAGUUUGGAGAACAGCGACUCUGAGGAGGAAGAUGAUAAUGAGGAUGAAGACAAGACGGAAGAGUUUGAUACAGGAUUUUCCAAUAGCGAAGUGGCUCCGCCCCCUUCUGUGAUGCAUUACUCAGAGAAUGCGGUCGUGUCAUGCAACCAAACGAAUGGCAAUUCCUACUUCAUCAACUCCACUGCAGAGUACUACCCAAUGGAAAAAGCUACUCCACCCGCACUUUUAGCCACCGCCAACCAAUCUAGGGAGCCCUUCUUAGGGGACACAGUGUCCUAUCAAGACAGGGUUAAUGACUCCAGUAGGGUCAUGUCUCAGGGUCCUUACAAUGUGACCGCUGACCAAUACACAGACUACUCCCAGCAGCCGGAGCAGCCAUACGCCAAUCACCACUUGGCCGUGAUUGGUUGUUGCGCCUCACAGCUGGAUAAAAGUGUCCAGUCCAAAGGGACCUUCCUCAGCCAAUCAGGAGAGCGGAGCCAGAUGGAAUUCCAAAACUAUAUGAACAACAAUACACAGGAUACAGGUUACAAUGCCAACGGGAAAUGUUACUUAGCUGAACAGCCAAAGGAGAUGUCUCACAAUCUGCCCGAAGUUUCGUUAGCGGACAACACAAAAGGACCUACUUUACUGGACACUUUUGCUGAGCCCACUCCGGUUUAGAUUAAGAGAGCAGCAAGAGUAUAAAAGCAGUCUUUGAUUCUGCACAUCAAUGUUUAGUUUCCUGUUUAACAUUUGCCGGAUCCAAAAAUAUGUAUUUUUACUUAACUUUGCAAAGAACAAAAAUCACAUCAGAGCGUAUAAGCUUUAGGUUGGAAACACUCUACGCAAGUAUGUGAACGCAAACACUUCACCCAGAAAUGAAAAUUAGCCCAUGAAUUACUCACCCUCAAGACUCUUAAACUUAUAACCACAAAUAUGUAAGUAUCAUGAUGUAUUAUAAAUGUUAUUAUGAUUAUUUAUGAAUUGAUAUAACAUAUUAUACGUUUUUUUUUUAU
This is a messenger RNA of Carassius carassius (crucian carp), 2481 nucleotides long. Its product is annotated as cysteine/serine-rich nuclear protein 3-like. The record is from RefSeq and is a predicted model, not a curated record. Gene Ontology annotation, biological process: regulation of transcription by RNA polymerase II. Gene Ontology annotation, cellular component: nucleus. The transcript is spliced from 5 exons. The coding region runs from base 278 to 2146 and encodes 622 amino acids. Gene Ontology annotation, molecular function: DNA-binding transcription factor activity, RNA polymerase II-specific; sequence-specific DNA binding. NCBI's taxonomy places the organism in Eukaryota, Metazoa, Chordata, Actinopteri, Cypriniformes, Cyprinidae.